Messenger RNA from Vitrella brassicaformis, 1670 nucleotides. The record is from the annotation of a GenBank genome assembly. Lineage: Eukaryota; Vitrellaceae.
UCAUCGUUCGUUGUCGCCGUUAUCCUCGUCGUUGUCCUCCUCGGCUGAUGCGGAUUGACAUCAGGGCAUUUGUGUGUACUGACUGUGUGUGCCUUCCUUCCCCUCAUGUGUACCUCUGCUGCCCUCUCCGUCGCUGUCGUCGUCCAUAUCAUCCCAACCGCCGCCAUGGCCGUCGGAAUCUGCACCACACAGAGAGAGAGAGAGAGACGAAAUGCAAUCCAUCCAUCCAUCCAUGGCCACCAUGUCUGUCUGUGUGUCCCCUCCCUGUCCGCACCGUCAUCGUCGUCAUCCUCCUCCCCCUCUGAUGGCUCUGAUGGCUCGUGUUGCUCUACUUGGCCGUCGAAGACAACACCAAGUCCUGACCCCAGCGCCACACUGCCCAGCUGAGCCGUCACGGGGAGGCAGUCCUUGAAGGCACCGCUCUCGCGCACAGGAGCCUCGGUCGUCAACACACUAACCCUCACUGCAGACAAUGACACACAGAAAAAACACAUGAGAUUUGACCACCACCUAAGCUGCCUCUCUGUCGGCCUGACCAUUGUCGUUUCCCAUAUUCAGAAUGGCAAUCCACGCGACGAAGUCGUGGCUGCUGUUGGUGAGCACCAGGUAUCGCAAACGACCCCCCGAGCUGAGUGUGGUCGUGCACCCGGCCACCGGUGUGUGGGGCGACUGGGUGAGGAGGCCAUCCAGACGGCCGCCACCAACACGCCUGAACCAACCACACACACACACACACACACAAUCAAACACACCCCCCUCUCGCCACUGGUGCCAUUGAUGUGUUGUCACCUGUGGAGUGUAGUCAAUGUGCCAUUGGUCUGGUGAGUCUUAUCGAAGUGGUCGAGGAUCACGCCCUUGGCAAAUGACGACACUGACGCAUAGGUGCAUAGGUGGAUGCGGUCCCAUCUGCGGAUGCCGUUAAAGUAGCGGAUCCAGCUGUGCACAGGUGGGUCAUGCUGUAGCCGGUGCUGCUGAUACAGAUGGCCGGCGGGGAGGGGGGGGUCGACGAAGAUUCGGAACGGGUUGAUCCGAAAUCGGAAGCCGGGCUCGUCCUUGAUGGCCCGCACCUCACCAUCGGCACGGCGGAAGAUCUGCAGGCGGCUGUCACCGAAGUUGAUGUGGCGGCCGACCACCAUGAGCUGCGCCAACACACGAGCUACAAAUCUAUACGCCUACACCACAGACACACACAUACAGACGAAUGAAUAAGGCCUCUCUGCUCUCCCCUGCCCCUCUGUGUGAGAUGCCGUACCGUCUUGUUUUCGUGUUGGUCAAUGUCGUCGGCCGUGACGAUGACCGGCAGCUCACAGCAGCCGCACUGCGCAGCCAACUCAAUCACCUCGCCAACCUCCACCCACCUCCCCUCCUCCAUCACGUACACAGCCGCCAGCAGGUGAUACACGCUAAACUGGUCGUCAUCGAACCGCAGUAGCUGCACUUGCCGCCCAUGCACCACCCGGCGCAGCCCCGCCUGUGAGCUGAGCGAGUGGGCGAGCCGCUGCCGCAGCUGAGGCGCUCCGAAGAGGUCUCUCGCCCAGGUGCAGGUCUCCCUCAGACGCAGGAUGUCAUUGAGGCUGAGAAGGAAGAAUGUGCGGCGGCCGACGAAGAUGUACGUGAAGGGAUGCUGCCGCUGCUGCUCGUCCUCCUCCAUGACGCCGGAUGCGAUAUCG